This is a messenger RNA of Neurospora hispaniola, 936 nucleotides long. RefSeq lists its product as uncharacterized. The record is from RefSeq and is a predicted model, not a curated record. NCBI's taxonomy places the organism in Eukaryota, Fungi, Ascomycota, Sordariomycetes, Sordariales, Sordariaceae. The coding region runs from base 1 to 936 and encodes 311 amino acids. The transcript is spliced from 8 exons.
AUGUCAAUCGACGGCAGUCGCGUUGGGAUCGCGAUCGCCGUCGGUGGAUUUGUUUGUUCGUCUUUGCCGCACGUCAUACUGGGGAUUUCUGGUGGGUUUUUGGCGGGCUUAGCGGGCAUUCUUUUGAAGAGCGGGGCUCAGGAGAUAGUGGACCCUGAAAUGCUGAAAGGGUCCACUAAGACCCAUUCCACUUUACUCAGAACGACGGGGGCAGUCCUCUUCAGAACCAAAGCGAACCACAAGAGUGGACUUAUGACGAAUGCCAAGCGCCCCACCUCUUAUCCGCUGUCGGGUUCGGUUCCACCGGUGGGCGCCGGAAUGGAAGGGAGAAUGGAUGCCUCGACGACCUCGUUGGACAAUUCAACUCGGUUGACUAGUACGGGCAAUGAUCGUGGCGAACCACCUACAGCAGCAGCCAGGCUUACAAACCUAAGCCGGUGCUUUCUACACUACCUGGCAACCACAUGGUCUGCACUCUGGAUCGGUAUCGUGAGCUUCGAGCUUGGUGGUUUGGCAAACGGUCCUAUCUCGCAAAUCGUGAACAAUCGGGAGUUUAGAGCCCGAUGCGUGGAUUCUGCUUCCGGAAUCGAGGGCAUGCCAACUAACCCGACCGCGUCUCGUCAAGCGAGAGAGGCAGGAAGCCGCAUUCAGGAACCUCAACAUCCAAAAUCCAAUGGUGGGGCAGGCUUACGGUUCGGCGGGACUUGCGAAUAUUCUGUUCAACGAAUCCAGUUUAGUCCCGGCUUCAUUCACAAUGAUCAUCGAUCUCUAGGAAACCAAAAGGGUUGCUGGCACCCCGGUCAACAAGGAGACAAGCCACACCCGACACAUGCCUGCCAUUUGCAACCUCCCUCGACCUACCAGAACCUUCACUUGCACUUGGCCCUCUCCGUAUCUUGCACAGUACUCCAGAGAACAGGUGAGGGCCCUGCGUAA